AUGGCGUUAUAUAAAAUUGUAAAUAGGAUGUGGAUGGUGCCUGACUCUAAAGGAAUAACAAGAACAACUGCAGGGGAAGCUGAAAUGUUAAAGUUAGUUUCAGAAGGUUGUGAUUCCAUAAUUUUGCGUAGAGAGGAUGUUAAGCACGAAGCUAAGGAGGUUUUUGGGGAAGGGUCUAGUGCUCAUCAUGCUGUACAGACAUUGGAUAAAACUAUUUCAAACAUAAAGUUGAAACUAGAGGCUGCACGAGCAGCACAAGAGUCUAUUCUCAGUGGCUCUCCUACUUCAGAAGACAUAAAGAAGACCGACUCACCUGGGAAAAGAAAAUACCUUAUGGUUAUAGGAAUUAACACUGCUUUUAGCAGCCGAAAAAGAAGAGAUUCUGUUCGUGCUACGUGGAUGCCACAAGGUGAAAAAAGAAGAAAGUUGGAGGAAGAGAAGGGCAUUAUUGUUCGCUUUGUCAUUGCAGUUUGUAUAAAAAAAAUUCUCCAUCUGCCUUUCUAUAAUAUUUUUGCCACGGUAGGGGGUAUACUGGACAGAGCUAUUGAAGCGGAGGACAAAAAGCAUGGAGAUAUUUUGAGGCUGGAUCAUGUCGAGGGAUACCUUGAAUUGUCAGCGAAGACAAAGACAUAUUUUGCCACUGCUGUUGCUUUAUGGGAUGCAGAGUUCUAUGUCAAGGUUGAUGAUGAUGUUCAUGUGAAUAUAGCCACACUAGGAGAAACUUUGGCAAGACACCGAAGAAAACCACUGGUAUAUAUCGGAUGCAUGAAAUCUGGUCCCGUCCUUGCUCAAAAAGGAGUGAGAUACCAUGAACCAGAGUAUUGGAAGUUUGGGGAGGCAGGAAACAAGUAUUUCCGUCAUGCUACAGGACAGUUAUAUGCUGUUUCAAGAGAUUUGGCUACAUAUAUUUCAGUAAACCAGUUAAGUUUCACAUUAUUUGAGGGCAUGUACUGCACAAGUAUGCUAACGAAGAUGUAUCUCUGGGAUCUUGGUUUAUUGGACUCGAUGUGCAGCAUAUUGACGAUAGGAGAUUAUGUUGUGGAACCCCACCAGAUUGCGAGUGGAGGGCACAGGCGGGCAACAUUUGUGUUGCUUCGUUUGACUGGAGCUGCAGUGGAAUUUGCAGGUCGGUUGAUAGGAUUAAGGAGGUCCAUCGACGGUGCGGUGAAGGAGAGAAUGCUGUGUGGACUGCUGCCUUUUGAAAAUCAGCUGGCAAUUCUUCCAAACUCAGGAAGGUAAUAAAGAUCAGCAGUUGUACUGAUUAUUAUCUUUUUCAUUCAUCUUAGUAUAGGGAAAAUAUAAAUUAUACAUACUAUAUACAAGAUAGAGAGAGAGGCCCUGCUGUGCAAACCUUCUCCAUUUCAGUAUAGAAGUCUUGACUGCCCAAGCAGUCGAGCACAGUGGCAUCAUUACCCAAUUGUUACUGCCUGGAGGGCCAAAUUGUAAGUCACAAAUCAUAGAUAUUAAGCUCAUAAUAGAAAGAACAGUCUGUGUUGGCUUUUUCUGUCCUCUUCCAAUUUUAUCAAUGAGUUGUUUCACAAAUUAUUUG
Ilex paraguariensis (yerba mate) is the source of this 1549-nucleotide messenger RNA. Lineage: Eukaryota; Viridiplantae; Streptophyta; Magnoliopsida; Aquifoliales; Aquifoliaceae. The record is from the annotation of a GenBank genome assembly.